Messenger RNA from Mauremys mutica (yellowpond turtle), 4082 nucleotides. RefSeq names its product pleckstrin homology like domain family B member 2 (gene PHLDB2). The transcript is spliced from 20 exons. Gene Ontology annotation, cellular component: basal cortex. Gene Ontology annotation, biological process: regulation of microtubule cytoskeleton organization. The record is from RefSeq and is a predicted model, not a curated record. Lineage: Eukaryota; Metazoa; Chordata; Testudines; Geoemydidae. The coding region runs from base 81 to 3923 and encodes 1280 amino acids.
AAAAAGAGCCUUGGUGAGGUCAAAAUUUACCUGGCUGAUUGAAACUCGCUUUGUCUUAACCAUGCUGUAGAAAAAUAAACAUGAUGCCAAACAGAGGUAACCUCUCUUCCUUCCAGAGCAUUGCAUCAGAUUCCAGUAAGAUUAUGGCAGAGUACAGCCACAUACAAAACCAGCUGGAAUUACAAAAUACUAGUUUAGGGAAAAGCUCUGUGAUGAAUUCCUUUGAAAAUGAUCUCCAGGAUAUUAUGGAUAGCCUCAACCAGAAGAAAUAUUCAUCAAGCCUUAAAUUUAAAACAAAUGGGGACUCCUCUGGUUCCUAUUUAACCCUAUCACAACCUGUGCCAGCUAAACCUAGCUCUUCAUCUAGUGUUAAAAAUAUGCAUUCCGCUACCAAAAUUCAAGGAUGUAAACCCUUUUCUUGUGAGAGCCCUUAUCUUUCAGAUAAAAAUGUCUCUGUAAAGCAUAUGGGUUUCACUUCUCCAUCCUCUAGUGGGUACAGCCUGGGGAGGACAGACUUCAAUAUUCAUGCCAACAGAGAAAAUGAAAAACUCUUUGGACAUGUGGAUAAGUUUCACUAUUCAAAAUAUAGUCAAAAAAAUAAAUCGUAUGACAAUGUCUUCUUCCCAGCAAUGCUGGAUGGGAAGAAGAACUCAGGCUCUCUUCUUGCAAUGUGGAAUGGAAGCUCAGGUAGUGAAAUAAUUCUUUCACCUGUUAGCAGUUCAGGGGCCGCAAGCAUGCCUUCCAGCCCAAAACAAGGCAGGAGGAUGAAUAUUCAAGACCACCUAAUCCUUCAUUCAAGACCAGUUAAGCAUAAGGAGGCCAUGACUGAGACUCUGGGUUCAAGAACUAGGAAGUAUUCUGGUGGGUCACUGGGUCAUAUGGGAGUUUAUAGUCGUUCUCUGCCCAGAUUGUACAAAUCGACAGAAAGCCAGCUGAUGCCAUUAAGUUUGCCUCCAAGAAAUUCUCUUGGUAAUUCCAAAAGAAAAAAACACGGAGAAAAAGAUCUACCUCAAAGUGCAUUAGAUGCUGAUAAUUACCUUAAUUUUUCUUCUUGCAGCUCAGGAGUGUCACCAUAUACAAAUUCUGUGUCUGACAGUAAUUCUUAUGUUAAUUCAACUCUUAGUGUUCCUGCAAGCCCCCGAAUAGCUAGGAAAAUGCUUUUAGCAUCUUCUUUCUCCCAUGUUUCUGAUGAUAUUGAUAGAUUUGGACUCUCAGGGACAAGCCCCAGUAAUUCUUUUUCCCCUGUGGAUCUUGACAGAACAUUUUCUGUCAGAAGAAACAUUUCCACUAGUUCCAUGGAGUUUGAUGAAACUGACCUGGAAAGCUUCAGACAGACACCUACCUUACGGGAGAGAAAGAACAGUAUUAGUUCAAUUUCUGGAAGAGAUGACCUAAUGGACUAUCACAGGAGACAAAGGGAAGAGCGGCUUAGAGAGCAGGAGAUGGAACGACUGGAGCGACAGCGGCUGGAGACCAUCCUCAAUUUAUGUGCUGAAUAUUCCAAACCUGAUAGUGAUCCUGCUGCUGCUACCACUGUUGCUGAUGUUCAAAAAAUUAAUAAAGAACUUGAAAAACUUCAGCUGUCAGAUGAAGAUUCUGUAUUUGAAGAUUCUCAAAUGAAUCCAGACGCAAGAUUUAGAAACCACUUGAAAUCGUCAGCAAGUGAUUCUGAUUUCUCAGAGUGUAGUAGUAAUCUCAAUCGAAGUGCUUCCACUUUCCUUUCCUCUAGAGGAAUUAGAGCUGAUGAACACUUCAGUGACAAUAUGAAGACUCCAGCUUUAGCUUCUUCUGCCUUCUUGAAGGGUUCCAAUGAGUCUUCGUACCUAAGUAUCAUACCAAAGACACCAGAAUACACAAGCGAUGAGCAAAGAGGGCAGGAGCUUGGUCGGCUGGAGGAAGAACACAUAACAAUACUAAAUAACUUAGAGGAACUUGAACAGAAGAUCAAAGAGUUAAAUGACCAGAUGGAUGAAUCUUCAAGAGAGCUGGAUAUGGAAUGUGCUCUUUUGGAUGGGGAACAGAAAUCUGAAACAACUGAACUUCUGAAAGAGAAGGAAAUAUUGGAUCAUCUGAACAGGAAAAUAGCUGAGCUGGAGAGAAAUGUUAUUGGUGAAAAGACAAAGGAAAAAAUAAAGCUUGAUGCUGAAAGGGAAAAACUAGAGAGGCUUCAGGAGCUUUACUCCGAACAGAAGACCCAGCUUGAUAAUUGCCCUGAAUCCAUGAGGGAACAGUUACAGCAGCAGCUGAAGAGGGAUGCUGAUCUGUUGGAUGUAGAAAGCAAACACUUCGAAGAUCUGGAGUUUCAGCAACUUGAACAUGAGAGCAGGUUAGAUGAGGAGAAAGAGAACCUGACACAGCAGCUCCUGCAUGAAGUAGCUGAAUAUCAGCGCAGCAUUGUCAGUAGAAAGGAGAAGAUUUCUGCUCUCAAAAAGCAAGCCAAUCAUAUCGUCCAGCAGUCACAGAGGGAACAAGAUCAUUUUGUAAAAGAGAAGAAUAACUUAAUAAUGAUGCUGCAAAGAGAAAAAGAGAAUCUUUGUAAUCUGGAAAAGAAAUACUCUGGACUUUCUGGAGGAAAAGGAUUUCCUGUCAGUCCUAGCAGUCUAAAAGAGGGUUAUAUCAGUGUAAGUGAAAUUAGUGAGCUGUAUGGCAAUUCCACGAAUAGAUCCCCUUCCACUCAGCCCCCCACAGAUGCUGACGCUGUUGCCACUGAGCCUUCCACGGCUGUGCUGGCGAGCCAGCCACAAAAUAAAGAGCACUUUAGAAAUCUGGAAGAAAGAAAGAAACAGCACAAGGAGGGCACAUAUUUGAGUGAUACUCUACCCCGCAAGAAAACCGCUCCCUCUGUAUCGCCACACUUCAGUAGUGCUACUCUCGGACGAAGUGUUACUCCUAAAGGUCAUUUACCACUAGGACAGAGCAACAGCUGUGGCAGUGUACUUCCUCACUGUCUGGCAACCAUAACCAAAGAGUCCGAAUCAAGGAGAAUGCAUAAAGGAGCAAUUAAUCAUUCCAAAGGUACAAGUAUUAAAGGGUAUAAUCAUCAACAUAUAUGUGAAGAACAAAGGCAGAAAUCUCCUGAAUUCUACAGCAGAACUGCAUCUGAAUCUAAUGUGUAUCUGAAUAGUUUCCAUUAUCCUGAUCAUAGCUACAAGGACUAUGCAUUUGAUACACUAAGCUUAGACAGUUCUGACAGUAUGGAGACCAGCAUAUCUGCGUGCUCCCCUGAUAAUAUUUCCAGUGCCAGCACUUCAAAUGUUGCAAGAAUAGAAGAGAUGGAGAGACUUCUGAAACAAGCUCAUGCUGAAAAGACACGACUGCUUGAAUUCAGGGAACGGGAAAUGGAAGCCAAAAAACGAGCCCUGGAAGAAGAAAAGCGUCGCAGAGAGCAACUAGAAAAAAGAUUACAAGAAGAAACUAGCCAGCGGCAAAAAUUAAUUGAAAAGGAAGUCAAGAUACGUGAGAAACAAAGAGCACAGGCCCGCCCCUUGACUCGCUACUUGCCGAUCAGAAAGGAGGACUUCGAUCUACGAGGUCACAUCGAAACAGCUGGUCACAACAUAGAGACCUGUUACCACAUCUCACUCACGGAGAAGACCUGUCGAGGCUUUCUGAUUAAAAUGGGAGGGAAAAUUAAAACAUGGAAAAAACGGUGGUUUGUUUUUGAUAGAAGCAAGAGAACAUUUUCUUAUUAUGCAGACAAGCAUGAAACUAAAUUAAAAGGAGUAAUAUAUUUCCAAGCCAUUGAAGAAGUCUAUUAUGAUCAUCUAAAGAAUGCAUAUAAGAGUCCCAACCCAUUACUCACUUUCAGUGUUAAGACUCAUGACCGAAUAUAUUACAUGGUUGCUCCAACGCCAGAAGCCAUGAGGAUAUGGAUGGAUGUUAUAGUUACAGGAGCAGAAGGAUACACCCACUUCAUGUUAUAAUAAAAUGGUGCAAGAGUUCAUUCACAAGGCAUAUUGCAAUAACCUUGUACAUGAAUUUAGCCAUAUGCAAGUGAAUUUGAAAAGCCAUAUACAAUAUUGAUAACUUUCACAAGUAUUCUUCUCAUGAUGCGCACACAAACUCUCACAAUCAGAUUUUAU